Molecule: messenger RNA, 1709 nt
Organism: Cynara cardunculus var. scolymus (artichoke)
Lineage: Eukaryota; Viridiplantae; Streptophyta; Magnoliopsida; Asterales; Asteraceae
Exons: 1
Coding region: 251-1564 (437 amino acids)
Source: RefSeq, a predicted model, not a curated record
CAAAACACCCCUCCUUCAUUCUUCAUACAAAUCUAAACCUUGUUGUAAUUCUAACUAAGUUUACCUCUUAACACUUUUUUUACAAUAAAAAUUACACAAAUUCUACAGGGUUAUAAAUGUCAAAACGAAAAAGGAAGUAAAGCAUAUAUAGCUUCAGACCAACUCAUUCCUCCAAAAUCUUUUCUUCCUUCCUUCCUUCACCUUCACCUACAUCUUUAUAACUUUCUUCUGCAAAUCAGAACCUCCAUCAAUGGCGGAAACCACAUCCAUCAACAAUCCACUUGUUCCUCCAAACGCCACUAAGUUUUACACUCACUUGUUGUAUAAAGCCAUCUUCUUGUCUAUUUUCCUUUUGCUUCUUCCAUUCUUCCCUUCUGAAGCCCCCGGUUUCAUCAAUCACACAAUCAACACCACAAGCUGGGAGCUUCUGCAACUUCUCUUUGUCGGAAUUGCCGUCUCUUAUGGUCUUUUCAGCAAACGCAGCAACGAUGAAACCACGGAAAAACAGGAUAACCCUCAGUCUUAUGUCACCAGAUUGCUUCAAGUUUCAUCGGUUUUUGAUGAUGAUUCUGAAACCCCAUCGGAGAAUAGUAAGGUUGAGACCUGGAAUUCUCAGUAUUAUAGAGGUGAACCCAUUGUAGUUGUAGCUAACGAGACCACCUCUGUUCUUGAUAAUGGCCUUGAAAAGCCUCUGCUUUUACCUGUUCGGAGUGGAGUCUCUGAAUCCUCCAUCAUGCUCGCUAGAUCCAACUCCAGGAGGCGAUUCUCGGAGGCGAAACCGGAAGAGAAUAUCGUUUUCAGGUCACCCAUACCAUGGAGAUCAAGAUCAGGGAGGAUGGAGGAGGAUUCUUCUGAAGUUAACAAUUACAAUCUCAUCCAAUCACAAUCACAAUCACAAUCACAAUCACAGCCACAGCCACCUGCUUUUAGAUAUCAAUCAACAACAAAUCUUUUAUCCCAAGACAAAACCCAUCCCUCUGAAAUUCAAUCCAAAUUGCUUCAAGAUGUUGGCCGGAAAAACAAGACUUCAUCUUUCUCACCAAUCCCUCCUCCGCCUCCUCCACCUCCGCCUCCACCACCUCACCAGCCGGUAAAGUUAAACUACAGACACAGCAGAAUGAAUACUCAUUUAUUUAGAAGGAGUUUGACGAAUGAUUUCUCAGAGGAUUUGAAGAACAGGGGGAGAAGACUAAGGAAUACCUCAAAAUCAUUCAGGAUACCAAGAGAAACGGAAUACGAUGAAUACUUAUCACAUGACAAAGAAAUCGAAAGCUUCAUAGAAAGAAGAGGGAGUUCACCAACGGAAGAGAAGAAAGAAUUGAUUGAGAUGGGAACAGGAAAAGAUUCUGAAGAAAGCGAAGAGGAGGAGGAGGAGGAGGAGGAUGAGCUUGUAGAACUUGCUUCAAAGAAGAAUGAAAACAUGGUGGAUUACAGUGACAAUGGUCCAGAUGUGGAUAAGAAAGCUGAUGAAUUCAUAGCCAAAUUCAGAGAGCAGAUUAGACUACAGAGAAUAGCGUCAAUUAGAAGAUCAACUUCCCAAACACCUAAAAAUGGAACCAGGUAAUUGAUUAAAACACUUGAUUUUUUUUUUUAUGUUGUUCCCAAGAUUAUAAUCACUUUGUAUAAUUGGAGGCCUGUUUUCGUGUUUUUGGUUGGUGGAUUUAUUGAGACCAUAAAUAAUACUAACACAUAUUAUUGCAUUUGUUUUG